This is a messenger RNA of Saxophila tyrrhenica, 1209 nucleotides long. RefSeq lists its product as uncharacterized. The record is from RefSeq and is a predicted model, not a curated record. Gene Ontology annotation, cellular component: nucleus. Bases 1 to 1209 code for a protein of 402 amino acids. NCBI's taxonomy places the organism in Eukaryota, Fungi, Ascomycota, Dothideomycetes, Mycosphaerellales, Extremaceae. The transcript has a single exon. Gene Ontology annotation, biological process: DNA-templated transcription. Gene Ontology annotation, molecular function: DNA binding; zinc ion binding.
AUGACCAGCGAUCACCCCUUCUCCGCGCAGAACGCGCCUCACGGCUCUAGUGGUUCCCACAAAACUAGUCUGGCAGGGAAGAGAAACCAUGGUGAAGACUUCCGAGGAACCAGCCAGAAGCCCUUUGUGAGGUUAUGGAAGCGAGCGCAGGAAAGGGUUCGAACGAACACCGCAAAGGAAGAGCAGGGCAUGGUCAGCAGUAAACGAAGAGCGAACGGCCUUUCGCCUCCUGCGCUGUCGUUGGCGAGAUCGAUCAGAGGGUCGAACAAGCACCCUUCCGAAGCAGCCUUGGAACACGAACUUGACGAAUGGGCGAACGCUGGAGCUGCGAGGGCAGGGACGCUAGAUGGCGACGCACACGAGGCGGUUAAAGAGCCGUUGAAGAAGCUGGUGCCACCAGAGUAUAGCAACCUACAACAAGGGGCGGACAGGCUCCCAUCCAUGGAAGUACAGCUGCAUCUUGCCGGACUAUUCUUUGACGUUGACAGCUGCCACAUGUGCGUUCCACUGCGUAGAUCGAGCUUUCUGAACGCACUGAAAGAGGGCAGGCAUCCCCCCGUAUUGGUGCUUGCAAUCUGCGCGAUAUCUGCUCGAUUGUCGUCGAAUCCGGCAGCACGCGAUGAGCCCGCUUACGCGCGAGGGGAGGCAUGGGCAAGCGCUGCGGAGGAAAUUGCAGUGCAAGCAAUGGCCACUCCCGACACGACAUUGGUGAUUGUCUACCUGAUGCUUGCGCAGGUCGAAUACGCCAGUGCGCGCGGACAAAUGCUCAUUGGCAUGGCUGUGCGGAUGGCGUACGCACUGGGCCUGCACCACGAAGUUGUCCGUGAUACAUCUGAUGGGAAGAAUGGGCAGACACACACUGACCCGGAGAUCCGGCGGCGGACGAUGUGGUCGUGCUUCCUGAUGGACCUUCUCCAUCCUAGCAGCGUCGACGUACCCCCAGCUGUCUACGAGCAGGAAAUCCGCUUGCGGCUGCCUACUAAGGACUCGUACUUUCAAGCGAACACCGAAGGAGCCCCAGAAGAUCUCGAAGGCAACGUACCGAAUGAAGGGGAGGCUCCAGCUGGUCGGAUGGCUGACGAGAGGGAGAACAUGGGCGUGACAGCCUACUUGAUUCGGCUCAUGAGCCUUUGGGGCAAGGUUGUUGCAUAUAUUCGCGGCGGCGGCAAAGACAGGUACGGACACCCGAUCAUCGAGAUGAAGCAGUAA